Molecule: messenger RNA, 1853 nt
Organism: Exophiala mesophila
Lineage: Eukaryota; Fungi; Ascomycota; Eurotiomycetes; Chaetothyriales; Herpotrichiellaceae
Exons: 1
Coding region: 81-1808 (575 amino acids)
Biological process (GO): basic amino acid transport; transmembrane transport
Cellular component (GO): fungal-type vacuole membrane
Molecular function (GO): basic amino acid transmembrane transporter activity
Source: RefSeq, a predicted model, not a curated record
GUGACAUUGGAUGUCGGUCGCUAUCCACUCAUCAUCAACAAUAAUUGUGAAUCUGACAAGACUCAGCGAUCAGAGAAUCGAUGGCGGUCACCAGCAGACAUGAUGUGGAACAAACGGAACGAACGGCAUUGCUUGAUGGUGGGGUGGCAGAAGAUGGCAACAGUACGGUGGUGACUUCUGAGCAUCAUCCAAAGAGCACAGUAUCGCGCGUACGAGGGAUCGUGAUAUGUCUUUCCAUCUGGCUACUGAUAUUUGUCACGACUGGAAACGUGUCGGCGAUAACGACGAUCCAGUCACCGAUUGCCAUUGACCUGGAUGCCUCGACCGAAGUGAGCUGGUUCACAUCAACCUACCUGAUUGCCAUCACGAGCAUCACACCCAUCUCGGGCCGGCUGUCUACUAUCUUCACGCCCCGAAUAUAUCUCCUUGUCUCGGUCAUGAUCCAGGCUUCGGGUCUUUGGCUCACUUCGCAAGCGCAGUCCUUGACAGGAUUUCUUGCUGGUCGAGUCGUCAGCGGCAUUGGUAGUGCUGCCAUCACCCCUGUGGCGUUCAUCCUGGUCACGGAGCUGGUCAGCCAACGCAGACGGGGCUUGUAUUUCGGCAUCAUCAACACCGGGUACACGACUGGCGUGUCAUGUGGUGCCAUCAUCGCCGGUGCUCUGGAGCCACGUAUCGGUUGGCGAACGGUCUUCUGGGCUCAGGCCCCUGUCGCGUUGGCUGCCGGGGUGGGUGCCUUUUUUGCUAUCCCUCAGAGCAAAGUCACCGGCCGCAGCUCGGAGACAGAGUCAGAUGAUGAGGAGUCGUUGAGAGACAAGCUGGCCCAGAUCGACUACUUUGGCGUCGUCACCCUCAUCACGUCGGUCGUGCUACUCCUGUACAGUCUCUCGGCGCCAAAAAUCCAGGUCACCCCGGUGAUUCUGUCAUUGGCAUCCCUCACACUCUUCAUCCUGGUGGAACGCCACUGGGCCGUCAACCCAAUCAUUCCCACCGCUGUCCUUUCGUCUCGAGGCAAUAUGCUGACGAGCUUCGCUACGCUUGGAGUGAUGACGGCUCGCUGGUCUCUGCUUUUCUACACGCCCACCUAUGUUUUGACUCUGAGACACUGGCCACAGGAAAGUGCCGGGUUGACACUAAUUCCUACAAAUCUGGGAUUUGGACUCGGUGGGCUCCUCAUCGGUUGGCUUCACAUUCGUCGCACGGGUUCCUUCUACCAGGCGGUUUUGGUUUGUUUUGGGCUAUUUGUGCUUUCCAUGUUUACCGUAUCGUGGAUCUCAACACCGACUUCAAACAUCUAUCUCUACUUGGGCAUCAUCUUUGUCAAUGGGUUUAUCGCCGGCGCAUUGCUCAAUUAUUCACUUGCCCAUGUCCUGCACUUGACCAGGCCAUCGACGCACGUGAUUGUUAUUCCAUUAAACGCCAUGUUUCGAAGUCUUUCGGGGUCAUUUGGGGCGUCGGUUGGAGGAGGCUUGUUUCUUCGCACGCUUCAGCAUGCUCUCACACAGGAAUUCAAAGAUCGAGGCAUAACUGGGAAUUCGCAGCUGAUUCGGCAACUGCUGGGACGACCUGGACUUGUACAGAAACUAGACGGGGUCGACAAAGAGGUGGCGCUGCUAGGUUAUGAACGGGCACUUCGCCUCGUGUACCUGGCUGGCGGUAUUUUGACUGUAUGUGUAUUGGUUCUGCAAGCUGGCACGGGGUGGACUGCACCAGGGCCUGAGAAAGAUGAAGGCCGAUCCAACAGGGCUCAAGGGAGACAAGUUUCGGCAGGGGAUGACACGUUAUCACAUGUUGUAUCUAGAGAAGGCUAGGUAGGUUGUCUGUGAUGCAUAUAAGGGAGUCAAGACGAACGUACA